AUGGCAGCCGGAGAAUGGCCUUCUUCCUGUCCUCCUCUCCAGCCAGUGAUGCUGGGCUUGGAGGCAGCGCUGCUCUCCUUCUGCAUCUCCACUGUAUUCUCCCAGGUCCCAGACCCAGAGCUUUUACCGACAGAUCCCCCAAAGAAGCCAGACCCAGUCACUUCAGAAACAGUCGUGUUCUGGGGACUGCGGUUAUGGCAGGUUAUUGGCGUCUUCUCUAUGUUUAUUCUAGCAGUCAUCAUAACCCUAUGCUGCAUCUUCAAAUGCCGUAUCCCCAGGACGAAGAAGGAGAUUGAGGCGCGACAUGCUCAGAGAGUAGCAGCUAAGGACUACGCCAACACACUGGAGACAGUGCCUCCUCUCAACGAGCUCACAGAGAUCCCAGGAGCGCUCCUGGACACUGCAUCCCUCCCGACGGUCUCUGAGCAGGUCCAGACUAGCAGCGCCAGUAGCAGCCAGCUCCCAGUGGUGAGAGAGGAGCUGGUGCUCACUGGUCCCCUCACUCAGCCUGAGACUGGAUGA
This is a messenger RNA of Oncorhynchus masou masou (cherry salmon), 522 nucleotides long. Its product is annotated as transmembrane inner ear expressed protein-like. Bases 1 to 522 code for a protein of 173 amino acids. The transcript is spliced from 4 exons. Gene Ontology annotation, biological process: inner ear morphogenesis; sensory perception of sound. NCBI's taxonomy places the organism in Eukaryota, Metazoa, Chordata, Actinopteri, Salmoniformes, Salmonidae. The record is from RefSeq and is a predicted model, not a curated record.